UUGACAAAUGAUCUUGUUCUUCAGGGUUCUACCAAUGAGGUUUCGCAGCUUUUCUUCGAUCGUGUCCUCGCAGAUGUUCCUUGUAGUGGAGACGGUACAUUACGAAAAAAUCCCGAUAUAUGGUUGCGUUGGAAUCCAAACUUGGGUCUCUCCGAACACGCCCUGCAGAGUCGUAUAUUGCGUCGAGGCUUGGAAUUACUUCGUGAUCCAAUCGGGAAUGAUAAAAAAAAUUGUGCUCGUUUGGUCUACUCCACCUGUAGUUUUAAUCCCCUGGAAAACGAAGCCGUGGUGGCCAGUCUGUUAAACGCAUGCCAAGGAACUGUUCUUCUGGUUGACCCAGAAAGAUUGGAUUGCGUGACUGCGGAACUGGAUACCGGCGGUGGGAGGAAGUUCCGAAUCAGACCAGGGCUCUCAACUUGGAGAGUAAUGACACGAAAAGGCGUGUGGUUCGAACGGUUUGAGGAUGUUCCCGCAAGUUUGCACAGCAACAUCCGACCAAGUAUGUUCCCUCCAACCAAUGUAUCUGAACUGCACUUGGAUCGUUGUAUGCGUGUGGUGCCUCACGACCAGAACACGGGCGGAUUUUUCAUUGCAGUCCUAGAGAAAGUCGCUCCCUUACCCUGGGUUAAACAAUCACAUAUGAUGAAUAAAGUCAAUCCAGAAGCUCCGGUGAACCACGAAAAGACUGAACCAAAACCUACUAUUACACCAAACGAAUUGUUAAAAAAACCGCGAAUCUUAGUUGAGAACCCGUUCACCUACGUUGAUCCGAGCUCCGAUGAGGACUGGGCGAAAAUUCGCGACUAUUACGGAAUAAUGGAAGAGUCACGUGCCAAUCGUUACAUAUCCGGUCGUUGGUUUUGCGCGUCCAAUCUUCUCUAUCGCUCUGCUGGUGAAGAUGCUUUACGUCGUCGUCAGUUCUACUACACUAACCAUUUUGUGAGGGAUCUGAUUGUGCACAACGCAUGCCGAGACGGUGUGGAUCUGGCGGAUGCUUUUUUACCGGCUACUGGUGGACGACGAAUCUUGCUUACCGAGGAUCAGUACUCGGAUUUGGUGCUUCUUCUCGAGGAGGAAAUGCCGUUACUGAGUCGAUUUAGUGAAGCCACACAAAGUUUGUGUACUGCAUUGAGUCCUGGUCCUGUUCUAAUCGAGUAUCGCCCUAGCGGUUCAUCUAAGGUUCGUGUUUAUUUCUAA
Molecule: messenger RNA, 1197 nt
Organism: Echinostoma caproni
Lineage: Eukaryota; Metazoa; Platyhelminthes; Trematoda; Plagiorchiida; Echinostomatidae
Source: the annotation of a GenBank genome assembly